Messenger RNA from Epithele typhae, 1191 nucleotides. RefSeq names its product CTLH/CRA C-terminal to lish motif domain-containing protein. The transcript is spliced from 8 exons. Gene Ontology annotation, biological process: proteasome-mediated ubiquitin-dependent protein catabolic process. The coding region runs from base 1 to 1191 and encodes 396 amino acids. The record is from RefSeq and is a predicted model, not a curated record. Gene Ontology annotation, molecular function: ubiquitin protein ligase activity. Gene Ontology annotation, cellular component: cytoplasm; nucleus; GID complex. Lineage: Eukaryota; Fungi; Basidiomycota; Agaricomycetes; Polyporales; Epitheliaceae.
AUGACGUUUAGUAAACUCAACUCUGAUGGCGUAAUGCUCUUUGAGCAGCCAUUCGCCCGGGUCCCAUACGAAAACUACCGCAAAGUGUUUCGGACCUCGCAGAAGAACAUCGAGAAAGAGAUGGGCGCCGUUCAGACCGCAGCAAACGAGCUCGCCAAACGCCCCGAUGCUGACGCCGACGCGACCCUCAAGGCCAUCGACGGCAUGAUCGCACGCGUCGAUGGCCUCAAACGCAAGCUCUCGGACAUGCAGGAAACGUCAGGCAGCCCGACCCUGGGGGUCAUGCGCGAGCGGUUCCAACACCUCGCCGCUGUCGAGAACGUAGAAAGUCUGACGGCGCCCGAGUUCACGCGGUGGGCUGACGUUCGUCUAGACCGAUGGCUCGUCGACUGGUGUCUCCGGAACGGCAAGGAGAAGACUGCUCGCAUGAUUGCAACACAGAAGGGCAUCGAGAAAUUGGUCGAUAUCGAUCUAUUCUCGGAUAUUCGGAGGAUUGAAGACGGUCUCACCCGCAGGAGCUGCACUGAGGCUCUCACCUGGUGCAGCGAAAACAAGCAGGCGCUCCGAAAGCUCAAGAACACUCUGGAGUUCGAUCUCCGGCUGCAAGAAUACAUCGAACUUGCCCGCGUGGGCAAAGCACAGGAAGCGAUGGCAUACAGCAAGAAGCACCUUCUUUCGUGGCAAGAGACGCACCAUGACCAAAUCAUACAAGUCGCGACGCUGCUCGCUGUUCCGCCUGCCAGAGCGUUCGGCCCAUACAAACGCCUUUACGACCUCGGUCGCUGGAACACACUCAUCCAAUCAUUCCGGCUCGCGAUCUACCACCUCAGCACGCUCCCGACGGAGCCACUCCUGCACCUUGCAAUGUACGCCGGACUGGCAUCGCUGAAAUUGCCCGCUUGUUACGGCCACGAGACGCGCAACGUCGACUGCCCGGUGUGCCAGCCGGACCUCGGCACCCUCGCGCGGGAGGCCCCAUUCAGCCACCACGUGAACUCGACGAUCGUGUGCCGGAUCAGCGGAAAGAUCAUGGGCGCGGACAACAUGCCGCUUGCGUUCCGGAACGGGCAGGUGUACUCGAGAGAGGCUUUGGAGGAGAUGGCGGCGCGCAACGAUGGCUAUGUUGUCGACCCGCGUGACCCCGGCGAGCGGCAAAAGUUCAGCGAGCUUCGCAAGGUGUUCAUCUCUUAG